Molecule: messenger RNA, 815 nt
Organism: Hypomesus transpacificus
Lineage: Eukaryota; Metazoa; Chordata; Actinopteri; Osmeriformes; Osmeridae
Gene: ppiaa
Product: peptidylprolyl isomerase Aa (cyclophilin A)
Exons: 4
Coding region: 75-569 (164 amino acids)
Biological process (GO): protein folding; protein peptidyl-prolyl isomerization
Cellular component (GO): intracellular membrane-bounded organelle
Molecular function (GO): peptidyl-prolyl cis-trans isomerase activity
Source: RefSeq, a predicted model, not a curated record
CUCCAUUUUCUUCUGUUUCUUGCGUGGUUAGGCCCUCAUUUGGUACAGAAUCCUCCCGUUAACUAUCAGCCAACAUGGCACUACCCAAAGUCUUUUUCGAAAUCUCGGCAGACGGUAAAGUUCUCGGCAGAGUUACUAUGGAGCUGAGGUCUGAUGUGGUUCCCAAGACCGCAGAGAACUUCCGUGCCCUGUGCACCGGCGAGAAGGGUUUUGGUUACAAGGGCUCCACUUUCCACCGUGUCAUCCCCGGCUUCAUGUGCCAGGGUGGGGACUUCACCAACCACAACGGAACUGGGGGAAAGUCCAUCUACGGCAACAAGUUUCCCGAUGAGAACUUCAACCUGAAGCACACUGGCAUGGGCUGUCUGUCCAUGGCCAACGCUGGACCCAACACCAACGGGUCCCAGUUCUUCAUCUGCACAGCCGACACCAACUGGCUGGACGGGAAGCAUGUUGUGUUUGGACAGGUCCUCGAGGGCACAGACAUCAUCAAGAAGUGUGAGUCCUAUGGCUCCAGCAGUGGCAAGACCAAGGCCAAGAUCACCGUUUCCGACUGUGGCCAGCUUUGAAUGUGCCCCCCGCCAACAUCACCCCCUCACUCUUGCUGCCCUGUAGCUUACCAUCCUGCCCCCCCCCUCCCCCUUUAAACCUCAACAUUCCUAACCAUGGAUAUUUGUUACUUCCCUUGCCAUUCUGUUCCUUGUCCAAACUUGUUGCAUCUGUGACUUGCCUUCAAGAGUUUCUUUUGCAUUUAUUUUUUUCAAGUCCAACGGUUUGUUAAAUCAAAAAAAAAUAAAGGGGAACAAAUGCCUUCA